This is a messenger RNA of Miscanthus lutarioriparius, 756 nucleotides long. The record is from the annotation of a GenBank genome assembly. NCBI's taxonomy places the organism in Eukaryota, Viridiplantae, Streptophyta, Magnoliopsida, Poales, Poaceae.
AUGAUGCUUAGGGUUUCCCCAUCCCGGCCGCCGCCGUGGCCAGCCAGCUCUCUGGUGCGGCCACAACCCCGCUCCCGUUCCCGUCAGGGUGGCGGCGCCGCGCGGCGGCGUCUCGCCGUCCGCUGCCGCCGCGUGCUGGGCCGCCGGCAAAGGGAAGGAGGUGCUCAGCGGGUGGUGUUCCAGCCCUUCGAGGAGAUCAAGGGGAGCUCGCGCUCGUGCCCCAGACCCCGACAAGUCGCUCGCGCGACAAAAGUUCGUCGACGACUGCGAGGCCGCCCUCAACGAACAGAUCAAUACAACGCCUCGUAUGCCUACCACUCCCUCUUUGCCUACUUCGACCGCGACAACGUGGCUCUCAAAGGAUUUGCCAAGUUCUUUAAGGAAUCGAGCGACGAGGAGAGGGAGCACGCUGAAAAGCUCAUGGAGUACCAGAACAAACGUGGAGGCAGGGUGAGGCUCCAAUCGAUUGUGACGCCCUUGACCGAAUUUGACCACCCUGAGAAAGGCGAUGCUUUGUACGCUAUGGAGCUGGCUCUGGCCCUGGAAAAGCUGGUUAAUGAGAAGCUGCACAGCCUGCAUGGUGUGGCAACAAGGUGCAAUGAUCCUCAGCUGACAGACUUCAUCGAGAGUGAGUUCCUCGAGGAGCAGGUGGAAGCCAUAAAUAAGAUCUCCAAGUAUGUCGCCCAGCUGAGGAGAGUGGGCAAGGGGCACGGGGUGUGGCACUUUGAUCAGAUGCUGCUUGAGGAAGAGGCCUAA